GUCAGCUGGGCCCGGGCCUGGGAGGGCGUUUGCUCCUGGGGAGCCUUCGGCGUCUGCGUUGUCCUUUCGCUGAUUCCUCCGCGCUUUCGACUUCGUUUUACCUGGAGUUGCAAGCAGGGACGCGCGUGCGCUGUCCUGCAGGCUCUGCAGGGACCCCAGGAUGUUGCGCUUUCGUCUUCUCCCUGCUGUGACGAGUUUAACUACCAUAUCUAGACGAUACUAUGGGACAGUACAUUCUACCCGCGGCCGCCGCAGGCUAAUGAUGAUAGCCUUUGUAGGAACCACUGCAGUGGCAUCAAGCACUGGACUUCUAUUAAAGAGAGCCCAUGCAGAAGCACCAUCCUCUGUGAAACAUGAAAUUCGAGCAGAACCUGCUGAGAAGGGGAAGAACAGAGAAGAACCGGUGAAUGAAGAGUUUGACGACAGGCAGGCUGUAGAAUCAAGUGACGAGGAUUCUCAGUCAGAAGGGAAGAAGAAGAAACGCUCUGGAUUUCGGGACCGUAAAGUGAUGGAGUAUGAAAACCGAAUCCGAGCCUACUCCACUCCAGACAAAAUCUUUCGAUAUUUUGCUACUUUGAAAGUCAUAAACGAGCAUGGAGAAUCGGAAGUGUUUAUGACUCCACAGGAUUUCGUACGUUCGAUCACUCCAAAUGAGAAGCAGCCAGAAAACCUUGGCCUUGAUCAAUAUAUGGUGAAACGCUACGAUGGGAAGGAUUUUUGGCAGACAGAGAAAAUCUCCCAGGAAAGAGAGAAGUUUGCAGACGAGGACAGCAUAUUCUAUGCCCUUGGAGAAUGUGGUCUGAUCUCGUUUUCAGAUUAUAUCUUCCUCACUACCGUCCUUUCUACUCCUCAGAGGAACUUUGAAAUUGCCUUCAAGAUGUUUGAUCUGAACGGUGAUGGAGAAGUGGAUAUGGAAGAAUUUGAACAGGUUCAGAGCAUCAUCCGCUCCCAGACCAGCAUGGGCAUGCGUCACAGGGACCGUUCGACCACAGGGAACACCCUGAAGACUGGCUUCAGCUCUGCGCUGACCACCUACUUUUUUGGCGCUGAUUUGAAAGGGAAGCUGACCAUCUCUCAGUUCUUGGAGUUCCAGCGCAAACUUCAGCAUGACAUUUUGAAGCUCGAGUUUGAAAGACAUGACCCUGCAAACGGUCGGAUCACGGAGCGCCAGUUUGGCAGCAUGCUGCUGGUUUACAGCGGAGUGCAAUCCAAAAAGCUCACCCUCAUGCUGAAGCAACUCAAGAAGCAUUUCCAAGAUGGAGAGGGCCUGACAUUUGAGGAGGUAGAGAACUUCUUCACAUUCCUGAAAAAUAUCAAUGAUGUGGAUACAGCUUUAAGUUUUUAUCACAUGGCCGGAGCCUCUCUUGAUAAAGACACUAUGCAACAGGUUGCCAAGACAGUGGCAAAAGUGGAGCUGUCGGACCACGUUUGUGAUGUGGUUUUUGCUCUUUUCGACUGCGAUGGGAACGGAGAGCUGAGCAACAAGGAGUUUGUCGCCAUUAUGAAGCAGCGGCUCAUGAGGGGUUUGGAGAAGCCCAAAGACAUGGGCUUCACACGACUCAUGAGGGCCAUGUGGAAAUGUGCCCAGGAGACUGCGUGGGAUUUUGCCAUGCCCAAACAAUAAACACAAGCCAGGAGGAACACGACACCCAGAGGAAAAGCAUGGAUACUGCUGAGCUGUCUCGCAUGCUGAGGGACAUCUUUUUUGAUGCUCAAUAGGUGAAGGCCUCUCCCCAGGGAAUUACAAUUGCUACAACAAAAGAAAGAGGGAACUUGCCAGGCAAGGCCCAUCAACUACAGUUUUCCUUUAAAAGACCUAAACUGAGGCCACUGGGUGUUCGGCAUUAAUCUCAGGAGAGCCCCCCCCCCCCCCCCGCGCCCUUUGUCUUUAUUUCUCAGGAAGGAAAACAAAUGGGCCACCACAGCAAUUUACUUUGAACAUUGCAGCUGCCUGCCUGAUCUCCACAAUAAACUCCUGCAUCCAAUAAAAGGCUGAGCUUGGUAGAGCUUGGAAGAACAAUACUGCUUGUGUCAGCUUUAGACACAACUUGAUGCAUCAUUGGGGCUGGAAUGCCAUUGAUACUAUCUUUGGCUUGAUCUGGAAAUUGAUUUGAAGUUACACCCCAAAAAAAAUCUCUUGAAGGAAACGUUACGCCUGUGUUAAAUGUCAAAACUUGUACUCUUCCUUCAGUGGUCUGUUACUUUCAAGGCAAAAGGGAGGGGCGAUGGCUGGAAAUGGCGCCUCAAGAGGUUCCUUUUCCCCUCAAAAUGGCCUCCUUUCCUCAGCAGUUUCAGCAUGUGCUGCAAAGAAAGGUUGUGAAUGUUCAGGAAUGGGAUAAUUCUUGUUUCAUUUUUGUAAAAGAGUUUACAGAAACUCGGUAGGCACUGAAGGAUUUCUCCCCAUGGUCUUGACUUCUGUAUGUAAACCAUAUGCAUAUCCUCCUAUCUGUACUGUAAUUGUCCCUAUUAAUGAGUCCAUUUACUCUUUUUGAUUUGUUUUUCUAUAUUGUCUUGAUGUUGCUCUUCAUAGCGCUCUUAAUGCGCUUGUAAAAUAUUACUUCAAUUAUAAUAGUUCCCAACAAAAAGUAAGGGUUCUAUGAAUCAUAGAGUUGGAAGAGACCAUAAGGGCCAUUAAGUCCAACCCCCUGCCAUGCAGGAACACACAAUCAAAGCACUCCUGACAUAUGAUCAUCCUGCCUCUGUUAAAAAUCUCCAAACAAGGAGAUUCCACCACUCUGAGGUAGUGGAUUCCACUUGGGUGCUGUGUGGUUUCCGGGCUAUGGAUCCCACUGUUGAACAGCCCUGACAGUCAGAAAGUUCUUCCUGAUGUUUAGGUGGAAUCUCUUUUCCUGCACCUUAUGUCAUCGUUGCUUUCUGAGAAACUUCAUGAACUUAACUGGAUUUGAGUUGGUUCUGGCAGCAAGUCCACAAACCUCUGCUGUGUCUCACUGGGGAGGGGAGUUACACGCUAGUGAGGCUUUUCUGUUCUCAGCCACAAAUAGCCAGGCUUGCUGCUUGGAGAAAGAACCAUAGAUAUUAAACUUUUCAUGCAAAAA
This is a messenger RNA of Sphaerodactylus townsendi, 3056 nucleotides long. RefSeq names its product mitochondrial calcium uptake 1 (gene MICU1). Bases 161 to 1624 code for a protein of 487 amino acids. The record is from RefSeq and is a predicted model, not a curated record. Gene Ontology annotation, biological process: mitochondrial calcium ion homeostasis; calcium import into the mitochondrion. Lineage: Eukaryota; Metazoa; Chordata; Lepidosauria; Squamata; Sphaerodactylidae. Gene Ontology annotation, molecular function: calcium ion binding. Gene Ontology annotation, cellular component: uniplex complex. The transcript is spliced from 14 exons.